This is a messenger RNA of Microthlaspi erraticum, 2103 nucleotides long. The record is from the annotation of a GenBank genome assembly. Lineage: Eukaryota; Viridiplantae; Streptophyta; Magnoliopsida; Brassicales; Brassicaceae.
AUGGAUUCGCAAUGUCAGUUGCAACGUACUCAAGGUCAUCAUCAUCCAGCUAAGGAACCAAUUAGGAUUCAUCAUCCAGAGGUAGAAGAGCAUCAAGAGAAAGGACCAGCUAAAGUGUUGAAGAAAGUGAAGGAAAAAGCAAAGAAGAUAAAGAAAGCUCUAACUAAACAUGGACAUGGUCAUGAGCACGAUCGUGGAGAACAACACAUCCCCGACGAUCACGAUCUAGACGAGGAAGAUACCGAAGAAGAAGACCAAGAACUCCACGGCGGUGAACCAGCUAGAGGGAAAGCUCACACUCGCAGUCGCAGUCCGGACCCUUUGAAAGAGGAUAUAGUCCCUCCAGGCACGAAAGUCUUUCCGGUUGUGUCCUCCUCUUCCCACAGUAAACCCUCUGAGCCAAUCAGAGGAGCUGUGGAACCAGUACGAGCUCAUAACGCCUCUCACGGCCACGAAGCACCGUUUCCUCGUCCUGUAAAACCCUCCGGUGUGUCGGGAAAUGAAGAGAGAAGAGGUGCUGCUGCUACACUGACGCCGCAUAACACGCCGCUUUCAUCGACAGAAGAUGUCACUAGAACAUUCGUUCCUGGUGAGCACGAGUCUCGGGACCAUCAUCGAGUUAAUAUGGAGAGACCUAAAGGAUUAGAGGAAGAUCCGGCUGCUCCAGGUGGAGGGACGGGAGCUGUUGGUGGGAUGUCGAAUUAUCAGUCCAAAGUUACUGAUCCCACCGGAAAAGGUGACAACUUUUUCUCCUACAUUUUAGAACUCUGUUUUGUGGUUUCAGAUCUUUUGACCUGUGUUGCUUCUGUGUGUAUAGCUGCUGGAGAAAUUGGAGCAGCAUCGGCUCUCGCAGCCCUUGCGAGGAAGUCAGGAACAGGUGAACAUGAUCAAUUAGUCCAUGGAAGAGAUCCGAGGGAGAAAAGCCAUGGUUUUGAUACUAAACCGGGACCUGAAAUGGGCAAGCACUUGCCGGCGGGAAACCAAGGAUCUGGAUUGGGGAAAGAAUUUCCGGCGAGGAGCCAUGAAUCUGAUGUGAAAUCAGGAGCAGAUUUGGGAAGAGAUUUUCCGGCGAGGAGCUAUGAAUCUGAUGUGAAAUCAGGGGCCGGUUUGGGAAGCGAUUUUCAGGCGAGGAGCCACGAUUCUGAUUUCAAAUCAGGGGCCGGUUUGGGAAGCGAUUUUCCGGCGAGAAGGCAUGAAUUUGAUGUGAAAUCAGGGGCUGAUUUGGGAAAAGAUUUUCCGGGGAGGACUCAAGGUGAACGUAACCCUGAGGGCUUUGAUUCGAUAGUUCAAGAGAGGAGAGAUGAGAUGCAGCAUCCGAAUCAGAGCAGUUACACCGAUAAGAUCGCAUCGGCGACUUCGGUCGUAGCUGAUAAAGCUGUAGCGGCGAAGAACGCCGUCGCUUCGAAGCUGGGUUACUCUGGGGAAGGAGGCGACGUUGGCCACCACGAGGGUCGUGUAGUCGGAGCUGAAACUCCGGGCUCUGGUGGAGUGGGAUACGGGAGUAAGGUUGCAGGUGUGGUGACUCCGGUUUACGAGAAGGUUAAAGAGACAGGAGCUAGCGUGAUGACGAAAUUACCCUUCGCCGGCGGCGGAACCGGUACGGAGACGGAGACCUAUCAUGGACAAGACAAGGGCGUGUCGGCCAAAGAGUAUAUGUCGGAGAAAUUGAGUCCGGGAGAGGAAGACAAGGCUUUGUCGGAGGUGGUCGCCGAGAAGCUUCAUCUCGGAGGAGGAGGGGAUAAUACGACGGCGCCGCCAAAGAGGGGGACAGUGACUCAAUCGGAGGAGGUGGAGAAGAGGUUAGGAGGAUUCACGGAUCAGACGUCGGGAGACGCGAUGAAACACGGCCAAGCGUUUGCGGAGGGAGGUGAAGGAGGAAUGGUAGAUAAGCUGAGAGGAGCUGUAACUUCAUGGAUCUCUGGUACGACCGAUGAAGUGAUGCAAAAGUCUACAGAGUCUGUACAAGACUCUUCACAGUCUGUUGGCGCCACCGUUGGGAAUAUGGGAUUUUCUGGUUCGGGAGCAGAUGGGGCGGGUCAACGCAGUGGUGAGAAGAAGGGCUCUGUGCCUGUGCAGAGCAGAUUCCAAGAAUCUGGAAACUGA